AUGUCAACCCCUGAUCCCACACGCUACUGCUUGUGUCAGCAAGUAGAUGGCGCUGGGAUUAUGAUUGAAUGCAUCCGUGGGUCUGGUGGCUGUCAUGGAUGGGUGCAUCCAAGCUGUUGUGGACUCAUUUUGACUCAAAAAGAACUCGAGGCAUUGGAUGCCUAUGUCUGUCCUCUCUGUGAGAAGCCCGACGAUGACUUUACAGCCUUAAGAGCCUUCAAUACGAGCCUCGCGAACCGCCAGGCCAAGCGUCAGCGUCAUCAGCAGCGCGUCAAACCCGUGAAGAACCCAUGGGUUUGUCUGACCUGUCAACAUCCAAAUCGUGACCGGCGGACGCGGGAAUGUGAAGUGUGCCACACGAAACGUAUCGUACCACAUUAUAAACAGAAAAAACCUCCCGAAGAUGAUGAAGAGACGGCGCGAGUCUUGGCACAAGAUGAACGACGUCAUAGUAAACGAGCUGCUAAUAAAAAGCGGAAAUCAUAUCAUGUUCCCAACUCGGAUGAAGAUCUUGGUACAUCAGAUGAUGACGAGUACAAGAAGAAGAAGACGAAGAAAUACAAGAAAUACACGAAACGAGAUGAUGAAAGUGAGUCGGAUGAGGCGGAAUAUCAAGUCGAUAAACUACCACAUCAAUUCAAGAUGGAAACUAGCCAAGCACAGACAUCAGCGAUGGCCACACCGACGAUGAUUAUUGACAAGAUUAUGGGGAUGAGAAAUCAACGAGAAGACGUCGAAUCAAAAGCACGUCCUGUAGCUGUAGCUACCGACUUGAUGAGUUCGAAUUUGUUUACGAAUCGUCCGACAAAGACGACAAUUGUCGAGUAUCUAAUCAAAUGGAAAGGAUUUGCAUACAUGCAUGCAACGUGGGAGACAGAACAAGUGCUGCUGGAGAUGGAUCCAUUGACGAACAAGCAAAAGAUCAAGAGGUUCCAUGAGAAGGAACAACUUCGACUACAUCAACCACAUCGACAAGCUGGAAACUUGAAUGGGGACUCGAUGGCAGUGGAUGAACUUGAGUACUUUAAUCCCGAGUACUUGGAGAUCCAUCGUAUUGUUGCUCAUCGACAAGAUCCACCGAUGCUUGCUGAUGCCAACUUUCCCGAUGCACCGAUUGAUGAUGGUAUGCGUUACUACAUUAAAUGGCGUGUCUUGUCGUAUACGGAAGCGACAUGGGAACGUGCAUGUGACAUCAAGGACGAUGCUGCUCUUCUUAAAUAUAAGGCGACCAUUGUUGUUCCUGAUGAGGAGGUAUGGAAGCCAAAACCGCGACCAAGCAUUCGUGAAUAUCGCAAACUGGAGGCAUCCCCCUUGUUUGGGGAAGACCAGUCACUAUCACUUCGUGCGUAUCAGCUAGAAGGUCUGAAUUGGUUGCUUUGGAAUUGGUACAACGAGCGGCCAAGUAUCUUGGCCGACGAAAUGGGAUUGGGCAAGACCAUUCAGACACUCUCUUUCUUGAACCAUCUUCGCGAUGACCCUAAGAUCCGAAUUCGCGGGCCAUUUUUGAUCGUGGCGCCACUGUCGCUGAUUGUGCAGUGGCAAAACGAGUGUGAAAUGUGGACAACGAUGAACUGUGUCGUGUACCACGGCAACACCGCCUCCCGAGAAAUUAUUCGCGAUUACGAGUUUUACUAUUUGGAUGAUAAACUGCGUCCCGACAAGAAGAAACCCUACCGCUUUAAUAUUGUUGUGACAACGUACGAAGUGGCGAUAAAGGACAUUGCUGUCCUCUCGAAAAUUCACUGGCGCUGCCUUGUAGUUGACGAAGCACACCGACUAAAAAACCAAUCCUCGCGGCUUGUCGAGCAAAUGCGUUCUCUGCGCCGUGAUCACUGCGUGCUUCUUACGGGCACUCCUUUACAAAACAAGACAGAAGAGUUAUGGGCGCUGCUAAACUUCUUGGAUGGAAAAUCAUUUCCAACUGUUUCUGAUUUCCUUGCUAAGUUUGGUGACCUUCGUGAGGCCCAGCAAGUGGCAGACUUGCACAAGAUGCUAAAGCCGUACCUACUUCGUCGAGUAAAGGAAGACGUUGAAAAGUCAUUGCCCCCUAAGGAGGAGACCAUUGUUGAAGUGGAACUUACACCGGUUCAAAAACAAUGGUAUCGUGCAAUCUACGAGAGAAACACGGCGUUUUUGAACCGCGGCGGAAAUCCCCGCAAUGUUCCUAAUCUGAUGAACGUCAUGAUGGAGCUUCGCAAAUGUUGCAACCACCCAUAUUUGAAUAACGGGGUGGAGGACAUUUUAAACGAAGGAUUGACGACGGACGCACAACGUCAUGAGAUGAUGGUAAAGUGUUGCGGCAAGAUGGUGUUAAUCGAUAAGUUGCUGCCGCGAUUGAAUGACGGAGGACACAAAGUGCUCAUCUUUAGCCAAAUGGUCCGUGUGUUGGACAUUAUCGAAGACUAUCUACGCUACUGUGGGCAUCUGUACGAAAGGCUGGAUGGUAACAUUCGUGGCAAUGACCGCCAAGCUGCGGUUGACCGCUUUGUCAAACCCGAGUAUAAGCGAUUUGUGAUGCUGUUGUCGACCAAGGCUGGUGGUUUAGGAUUGAAUUUAACAGCUGCAGAUACGGUCAUUAUUUUCGAUAGCGACUGGAAUCCUCAGAAUGACCUGCAAGCACAAGCUCGUGCUCAUCGUAUCGGCCAGACACAUUCGGUGAAGAUUUAUCGUUUAAUUACUCGUAAAACCUACGAGAUGCAUAUGUUUCACAAAGCCUCCCUGAAACUUGGAUUAGACAAAGCCGUGCUUACGCACAUGCGUCGUGAAAACGAAGAAGAGGGCGGCAAAAAACGAAACAAGAGCGCCAGGGCACAAGAAUCUAAGGAGAUCGAUGAUUUGCUGAAACGUGGUGCGUACGAUGUGUUCCGCGACGAUGAUACCGCUGGCGAACAAUUUUGUGCAUUAGACAUCGACCAGAUCUUACAGCGCUCGUCACAGGUUAUACAGUACACUGAGCAGGCGCAGUCAAGCUUUUCAAAAGCAAGUUUUGUAUCAGCCACUACCUCGGACGAUGUGGAUCUCGACGAUCCUGAUUUCUGGAAGAAAGCUGUGGGUCUUACAGAGCCAGACCCAGUGGAAACCGAAAUCUUGUUGCCGCAUCAACGCAAGCGAACUCGUGUUGCGCGCUUCGGCGACGGAGGCAAUUUCUCUGACGGCAGUAUAUCCGAUGACGAAUAUGAGCAAGAAAAGCGUGAGAGAGAAAAGGAAGAACGCGAACGGCUUGAGGAGAAAAGUGCACCCCGAGAGUGGACACAAAAUGGACGUGAUCGCUUGCAGCGUGCGCUAAUGCACUAUGGUUUUGGUCGCUGGGAGGUUAUUCGAAGCCAGAGCGGCGGUAGUCGUUCUGUGAAGGAAGUGGAACGCUUUGCGCGCGGGUUUAUCUAUGUCUCGGGCCUGUCUUGUGAUCAGCGUAAAGAUGAUUCAACGUUUGUGAAGGCGUCAAUUCACGCAGCGACGUUCGCUCAAACGGAAAAUCUUGUUGAUGAAGAGGAACUGUCAACAGUUCUGAAGGAAGAGGACUUUAUGCUUAAAUUAAAGCAAGGUGGCGGUCGACGGGUGCUGGUUCGACUGGAUAUGCUUCAAAGACUUCAGCAUCUGGUUACUACUGCUUGUGAUAUGUGUGACAAGAUUUAUGGAGAUACUGAUGAUAGCUCAAAGUCGAAACCCAAACCGACUGCUAGUAUUGAUGACCGUGCUAGAUACUACGGUGCGGAUAAGCUAGUACCGCAUAUCGAGUUAGUUGACUUAGGAGAGCGACCAGCAUGGACACAAAUUACGCCAUGGUGGAAUGAAAAUGCUGACCGGAACUUGCUGAUGGGUGUUUUUCUUCAUGGAUACGGCCGUUGCGCCCAAAUCCUGGCAGACCCGCGGCUGUAUUUUGCACGCUUAGAGAAAGCUGCUCAAGAUCAAGUUGAAGUGAGUAACAUGAGCCAAUCCGGUAUGACAAGUGCAUUUCGGCUGGCCGUGGAUCCGGUUAGAAUGGAAAGCGCCACAGCUGCAGAUGGAGGUGACGACGCAGAUAUGAGUGAUGUUGAUUCGGAGAGUGCGACAGGCUCUGUUAUCGAUGACAGUAGUAAUAUGUUUACGCAAGUGAAGACCGAAGCUGGCGCAGCUGAAAGUAAAGUGUUAGCAGCUGCUUAUUCAUUUAAGCAGCCUGAGGUUCAGCAUAUGAACCGCUUGUUGAGUUGGCUGCUGUCUGCGGAGGAGACUAAGCGGCGCCACGAAAAGGACCGAUACAAGAAGGAGCGCGCAGCUAUUGAACAAAGGCGACAAGUUGGCCACGAAAUGCGAGCGCGUUCUUUAGCUUUGCGUCGGCUGGAGCUAAAGGCCAUGCAGCUUGCGCAGGUAGACAUUCUCCGGCACAUGACAGUACUGCACAAUGCUCGCCAACUUCCGGAUGCCACAUUGUUCGCUACUCCACAGCACCGCAUGAAAAAUACAGAUUGGACCAAGGAGGAGCGUCGCUCAUUUGCGUACAUGAUGGCACUCCAUGGCGCGCCGCGAAUCUUAGCAAAACGUGCCGUAAUUGCUCCGGAUGGUAGACCAACCCCGUCGGUGUUUCCCUUCGUGACGGAGCAAGCGCGCGAAUUUUCAUGGGCGACGGAUAGCAUUUCGUGGCGCAACAUUGUGGAGUGGGGCAAUUUGAACAAGACUGCCACUCUCACACGAACCUUUUACGAGACAAAGUUUGCCCCCAAGUGUCGUGAGGUUGCACGUAUGCGGGCAGAUCCGCUGGGCUCAGACCAGCGUGCAGUGGCGUUGGGCGAUCUUAUUGGUAUCGAGUUUGUGGAUGCUUUCGAGGGUGUAUUGGCCCAUGGGCUGAAGGCUCGCAACACUGCUUGGGUAACAAUGCGGCGCACUCAAUUGCUUGAAGAUGUGCUAGACAUCUUAUCCACUAAACGAGACGCACUGGAGACUCUCCUUCGGUCUGGAAAGCACGGUUUGGUGGAGAAUAUGCCAGUGUGGUGGUGUCCAUGGAUUCACGACUUGGGUGUCUUUUACGGCAUGGCUCGCUAUGGUAUUUACGGCUGGGAACAUAUGAUGCUGGAUCGUCAGCUGCCAUUCCACCGUCAGGCACGAGAGCACCACAUUCGCACUGUGUUUUUGGAGGGUACGACUACCUUCCAUCCUCUGUACCGUCAUCACUUCGAGACGAUUGCAGAGAUGAAUGACUGGUUUCUACGUACCCUGAACGAGUUUCCGUCUCUUUCAGUCUUGGAGCGUAAGGUGGAGACGAUUUGCGCUGCUAUACUCGAAGAACAUGGAAAUGUCGCAGAGCGCUAUGUGGAGCCUGAAGACCGUCGCGAGUUUAGCCUGUCACCACCAGGGAACUGUUUUGAAAAACUGGUCUUGGCUCGUGUAAAGCAAGAGGAGGAAUUACUUCCUAGUAUCGAGCCUCUCCCAGCUAACUACACGCCAGGAGAGUCUGGAAAUGCUGGUCGUCCAGAAGCACUCGCUACGUUCUUAAAUGAAUCGCAAGGCCGUCGUGACGAGUAUUUACGUGUAGCUGAAGCAUUGAAUCCCAUCGGUUCUGCUACAUCCGCUUCUGCAGCUACAAGUAGCACAGUACCUACUCCUCUCGUCAAUGAUCAACAAGACCAACAAGAAGGUGAGGAUGAACAGCGACAGCAGACGUCGUCAUCGCAGAUUCCUAUUCAGAUGCUGGUUUCAUAG
Messenger RNA from Peronospora farinosa, 5673 nucleotides. NCBI's taxonomy places the organism in Eukaryota, Oomycota, Peronosporomycetes, Peronosporales, Peronosporaceae. The record is from the annotation of a GenBank genome assembly.